Messenger RNA from Durio zibethinus, 1329 nucleotides. Its product is annotated as isocitrate dehydrogenase [NAD] regulatory subunit 1, mitochondrial-like. Gene Ontology annotation, biological process: tricarboxylic acid cycle; isocitrate metabolic process. Lineage: Eukaryota; Viridiplantae; Streptophyta; Magnoliopsida; Malvales; Malvaceae. Gene Ontology annotation, molecular function: isocitrate dehydrogenase (NAD+) activity. The record is from RefSeq and is a predicted model, not a curated record. Gene Ontology annotation, cellular component: mitochondrion.
UUUAUCAAAUGUCAAUGGACUCUUUUGCAACUUUCUUUUUUCUUUUUUUCCCAAACUUUAAAACCCUAAUUUGACCGCCAAUAACUGCGAAAUCUUCAUAGCACCCUCACCCGAGAAUGUCUACGUCACGCAGAUCCGUCCCUCUUCUGAAAACCCUUAUAGCCCAAAAAAGCCAAACCCGAGCGGUAACCUACAUGCCUCGGCCAGGAGACGGAGCCCCAAGACCCGUAACCCUAAUCCCAGGAGAUGGAAUCGGACCAUUAGUGACAAGCGCGGUGGAACAAGUGAUGGAAGCAAUGCACGCGCCGGUUUACUUCGAGAAGUACGACGUUCACGGCGACAUGAAGCGCGUGCCGCUGGAAGUCAUAGAUUCAAUAAAGAAGAACAAAGUUUGUCUGAAAGGAGGGCUGAGAACACCAAUGGGAGGUGGAGUUAGUUCAUUGAAUGUGCAAUUAAGGAAAGAAUUGGAUUUGUAUGCUUCGUUGGUCAAUUGUUGUAACUUGCCAGGAUUGCCGACUAGACAUGAAAACGUGGAUAUCGUGGUAAUUAGGGAGAACACAGAAGGGGAAUACUCGGGUCUCGAACACGAGGUCGUGCCUGGCGUUGUUGAGAGCCUCAAGGUGAUAACCAAGUUUUGUUCAGAGCGGAUUGCAAAAUAUGCUUUUGAAUACGCUUAUCUAAACAAUCGAAAGAAGGUUACUGCUGUUCAUAAGGCCAAUAUUAUGAAACUCGCUGAUGGGUUGUUUUUAGAGUCUUGCCGGGAAGUUGCAACUAAAUAUCCAAGUAUUAAGUAUAAUGAAAUUAUUGUGGACAAUUGCUGUAUGCAACUUGUUUCAAAACCGGAGCAAUUUGAUGUCAUGGUUACUCCUAAUCUUUAUGGAAAUCUUGUUGCAAAUACGGCAGCUGGUAUUGCUGGAGGCACUGGUGUCAUGCCUGGAGGCAAUGUGGGAGCUGAACAUGCUGUCUUUGAGCAAGGGGCUUCAGCAGGGAAUGUGGGAAAAGAAAAGAUAGUGGAUCAAAAGAAGGCAAAUCCAGUGGCUUUGCUUCUCUCCUCUGCCAUGAUGUUGAGACACCUUCAGUUUCCUUCAUUUGCUGAUCGACUUGAAAAUGCAGUGAAACGUGUAAUCUCGGAGGGCAAAUACCGGACUAAAGAUCUCGGUGGAUAUAGCACUACACAAGAAGUUGUUGAUGCUGUCAUUACUAAUCUAGACUGACAACUUCUUUAUGAUUGGCUCCUCCAUCAUGGAUUCUCAAGUCUUAAUAAUUUCAGUUAGUAUGUUUUUCUUAUUUUCUAUAUUGCAUUCUUAGAUUUCAUCCAUGAUAUUCUUU